AUGAUUUUCGCCAAAACGGAUGCUUGCGGUAUUCCUGGUCAUUCUCCAUAUAUGAAAAUGGUUGCCGUCAUGAAACAUUUUGCCAAAGGCAUUGCACCGGAUUCCUUAGAUGAUUACACACAAAUGGGAGCGACCACUAUAUACUAUUAUGCUAUGAAGUUUAUGGAUGCAAUUAUUUGGAUUUAUAAUGGUCGAUAUAUGCGUCAACCUACCGCUCAAGAUACAAAAAAGAUUUUAGCAGAAAAUGAAGCUUGGGGAUUUCCUGGUAUGCUUGGUAGUGUCGAUUGUUUUCAUUGGGCAUGGAGAGCAUGUCCAAUGGAUCAAGCAGGAUCCUACAGCGGCUAUAAGCCAUAUCCCUCGGUUGUUUUGCAGGCGGUAGCUACAUAUGAUAGAUGGACCUGGAAUUCCUAUUUUGGGUUGGGUGGGAAGAACAAUGAUCUUAAUGUCUUGCAUGCUUCGGGUUUGUUCGAUAUACAACUUCUUGGUGUAGCACCUCCUUGUCAUUAUCAAAUCAAUGGAAGGAAUUACGACCAGGGGUACUACCUAAGAGAUGGUGCAUAUCCUAUGUAUGGUUGCAUCGUGCAAGCAUACAAACCUGCCUCAAACAACAGAGAAUCUCUUUUCAAUCAAUACCAAGAAGCUAAAAGGAAGGACAUAGAACGUGCAUUUGGAGGUCUAAAAGGUAAGUUUCGCAUUAUAUUGAAACCUUGUCGUUAUUAUAAAAAAUCGGACAUGAAGGCAAUUAUGAGGGGGUGCUUGAUAAUGCACAACAUGUGUGUUAAGAUGGAAUAUCGCAAUGCGGAUUGGAGGAGGAUGACGGGAGAUGAACCUCAACCGCCAAUUCAAGGAAACGUAAGGCUAGCUCUUCAUAUAUUGUACAACCCUGCGAUUUGGGGACAACUUCGCUUGGAACUCACUACAAACAUUUGGAACCGACACGGAGAAGGUUUGAGAGAUGGUGAUUUUCCAAACAUGCAUAUGGAGGAUGCCUUGCCGGAAGUUCAUGAGGGUACAACCGACGUGGACACCGAUGAAGACCAAUGUGACCCUCAAGGAGAUGGUGCAUUUUAUGAGAAUGGAGAGUAA
This is a messenger RNA of Papaver somniferum (opium poppy), 1086 nucleotides long. RefSeq lists its product as uncharacterized. NCBI's taxonomy places the organism in Eukaryota, Viridiplantae, Streptophyta, Magnoliopsida, Ranunculales, Papaveraceae. The record is from RefSeq and is a predicted model, not a curated record. The coding region runs from base 1 to 1086 and encodes 361 amino acids. The transcript has a single exon.